Molecule: messenger RNA, 3202 nt
Organism: Spirodela intermedia
Lineage: Eukaryota; Viridiplantae; Streptophyta; Magnoliopsida; Alismatales; Araceae
Source: the annotation of a GenBank genome assembly
AUGGUGGGCAACUCCGUCUACUGCGCCACGCGCGGGGUGUACAGUUCCCCCCGGGGAACCGUCAAAAUUCCGGCGGAUCCGUCGCUCUCCAUGGUCCGCUUCCUCCUCCGCAAUGCCUCCUCUUACCCCAAUCGCGUCGCCCUCGCCGACACCAACUCCGGGCGGUCCUUCACCUUCGGGGAGCUCGAGGCUGCCAUCAAUCGGGUCGCCGCCGGCAUCUCCCGCCUGGGGGUCGCCAAAGGCGACGUCGUUCUCAUCUUCUCCCCCAACUGCAUCGACUUCCCUCUGUGCUUCUUCGCGGUCAUCUCCCUCGGCGCCAUCGUCACCACCGUCAACCCCCUCUACACCGUCUCCGAGCUCUCCAAGCAGACCGCCGACUCCGGCGCCCGCCUGGUCAUCACCGUCCCCCAGCUCUUCCCCAAGGUCAGGGAGCUCCGCCUGCCCACCGUGAUCCUGGGGCCCUCGAAGCUCUCCGUGGCGGAGGCCGCGGGGGCCUCCAUCGUCUACCUUCCCGAUCUGCUCCAGUCCGUCGGCGACUCGCCGGCGUUCGUGCCGCCGGCGGCGGCGCAGACCGACGUGGCGGCGCUGUUCUACUCCUCCGGCACCACGGGGGCCAACAAGGGGGUGGAACUGACGCACCGCAAUUUCAUCGCCGCAUCUUUAAUGGUGACCGCGGAGCAGGAUCUCCGGGGGGAUCCGCCCCACGUCUGCCUCUGCUUCCUCCCCAUGUUCCAUAUCUUCGGGCUGUCGCUGGUCACCUACGCUCAGUUGCAGAGGGGGAACAGCGUCGUCUCCAUGGGCAGUUUCGACAUGGAGAUGAUGAUGCAGGCGGUGGAGAGGUUCAGGGUCACCUUAAUCCCCCUGGUCCCCCCGGUGGUGAUCGCCCUGGCGAAGCAGGGCAAGGUGACGAGCUACGAUCUGUCUUCUCUCCGGCAGGUCAUCUGCGGCGCAGCGCCCCUCGGCAAGGACAUCAUGGAGGAGGCCUCCAAGAUAUACCCAGACGUCGAGAUCUUUCAGGCGGGUAGCUCCAUCUUCAUCUUUCUCCCCAGUUGAUCUAAUCCCCCCCUGAAGGUCACCCUUUCGGUAACUAUUUAGAGAGAGAAACUGCAGCAGCUAACAGAGUCCUUUCUCUCUCUGCAGGGAUACGGCCUGACAGAGUCCUGUGGGAUCAUUUCAUUAGAAGUCCGGGUGGAAGGUGUCCGCCAGUACGGUUCGGCUGGGUUUCUCGUUCCUGGAGUAGAAGCCAAGGUCAUCAACGUGGACACAGGGGUACCUCUGCCUCCUAAUGGAGUCGGGGAGCUGUGCUUCCGUGGGGACAACAUCAUGCGAGGUGGGCUUCACUGAUACUGCUUCGUUCUAGUCUGUGUCUUUGUAUGCAUCUGAAUGGAUGAAUCUGCCUGCUGCGGUUCUUCGCCAUAGACGGAGGGAUUGCAUGGCUAUUCUUCUGGUCCUUCAUCGCUUUUCCUUGAAGCUCUGCUUGAGCUGCACCUUUUCCGUGGAGGGUUUCUAAUUUGGUGCAUUAUUUUCUUGUGCCUUCUCCUUGCGCUCAACAGAACUUAUUUUUAGUUUUGUGCUCUUUGAACUUUCGCAUGCCUUUUUUUUUUCUCAUGAUUUUUUCGCUCUCGAUUUUCCUCUUCUGACAAAAAACUCUCUCUCUCUCUCUCUCUCUCUCUCUCUCGCUCUCUCUAUCUCUACUGAUAAUGUUUUACUUUCCUCUGCUGAGAAUAACGUAUGGAUGGCAGAAAUAUGCCCCGGGUGACAGUCUUAGACUUUGCUAAUAUUAAAUUAUCUCACUCAAGGCUCUAACAUUCUGCUCAUGUUCAUUCUACCUGUAUCUUCUAAACCAGCUUUGACUUCAUUUUCAGGCUAUUUUAAUAAUUUGGAGGCCACCGCAUGGACCUUGGACAAAGAAGGGUGGCUGCAUACAGGGGAUCUUGGGUACUUUGAUGAUGAAGGGAAGCUCUAUGUCGUUGACCGUAUAAAAGAGCUCAUCAAGUACAAAGGAUUUCAGGUGCAAUUCUGUCUAGAGAUAUUGUUCCUGUAUUGUUCCUUGGAGCUUCUAGCUAUGAUCACGCUUCUCAUUUUUAGCUCAUCAAGUUAUCUCAUUUUUAGCUUGUUAUUGUGGAAAUGGUGGCUGGAAAUCAUGCAUCACAGGCACCUUCCUUGAUGAAUUUGGGUUCAUGGGGCUCUAUGACUUCAUAUUUUGGUAUCCAAAUCCUCCACACGGACGCUGAUCGAUGUUCAUAGAGCAGUAAAUAUGAUGUUAUGGAAGAUAAUCUGACCAUUGGGCCAGCAGGUGGCCCGGCCACGCUUUUCAAGUUCGGAGACGGCAGAGAGGAUCUUCAAUCGAUUUCUUUUGAGUGCAAAAGUUUCACAGGUUUCCAAAUCCUCCUUCCAGGUCGCCCCCGCCGAGCUCGAAGGGUUGCUUCUCUCACAUCCGGAGAUUCUAGACGCCGUCGUCGUCCCGUGAGUAAACCCAUCACAAAACUCUCUCUCUCUCUCCCAGAAUUAUGAAUACCCAAGGAUCUAUUUGGGGCAACCAGUCGGAAUUUCUUGUGUUUCCCUCAGGUUGCCGGAUGAGGAAGCUGGGGAAGUGCCCAUCGCUUAUGUCGUCCGCGCCACUCAGAGCUCCCUCACUGAAGCAGACGUUCAGAAGUUCAUUGCGGUACAGGUAUUCAUCACUAAACGAAGUAUCAGCAUCCUUAAAUUUUUCGUGGAUUCACCGAGCUCAGCCCUUGCUUGGGUUGGGAUUGAAGAAAAACCCUGAAAAAUUAGGCUCUGGGUAGAACCCAGCUUUAACCCCCCCUGCAUGCGCUGAUCCAGUAUGGGUAUGGGCUGGAAUUAGGGUUACAGCUGGAGAAGAAGAAAGCUGGAUACUCAUCACUAAACCCUGUGGAUUCACCAAGCCCAGCCCUUGCCCGGCUUGGGAUUGGAGGAAAACCCUGCAAAAUUGUUCUCGGGGUAGAACCCAGUUUUAGCCUUCCUGCACGCACUGAGCCAGUAUGGGUCCGGGCUGGAAUUAGGGUUACAACUGGAGAAGAAAUAAGUAUUAAUGGAGUAGACAAAUCAUGUCCUCUUCUCUCUGUAGGUUGCGCCGUUCAAGAGACUGCGGAAGGUCAGCUUCAUAGACAGCGUGCCCAAGUCGGCUUCAGGAAAGAUCUUGAGGAGGGUGCUAAUCGACAGGAUCAGGUCCAGACAGUGA